Molecule: messenger RNA, 2367 nt
Organism: Aspergillus bombycis
Lineage: Eukaryota; Fungi; Ascomycota; Eurotiomycetes; Eurotiales; Aspergillaceae
Exons: 3
Coding region: 1-2367 (788 amino acids)
Source: RefSeq, a predicted model, not a curated record
AUGGCGGAAAUCCCGACCUCGACAAUCCAAAUCACAGACCUCCCGACCAAAUCCGUCACAAUCACCCCGCAGCGCGCAACCAUCGUUCGCGAGAUACGCACCUCAAUCCAGCCAGGCCAACAUGAACUCAAAAUCACCGGUCUCGACCCACAAGUGAACAGCGACUCACUCCUCAUCGAAGGAACAGGGCUCGCCACAAUCACCGACAUCCAGACAUCGAUAGUACCCCGACAAGAGAAAUUCGAGGACAUCUACCCUCUUGAAUCAGACUCCGAUGACUCGGCAGACCCCGACUCCGACUCAGGCGAUGACGACGAUGACGACCCCGAGCUACGGGCUAUCUCGGACGAGAUAGCGGACGUGGAGACGCGGCUUGCGAAGGCGCGCAAUGAACGCGCGAUGGCGCUCUCCAUGCUGGAGAUUCUGGAUGAGUAUGCGCGGAAGAUGGACCCCGAGAGUACCGGGGCGGAGGCGCUGGAGGGGUUCUUGGCGCUGUAUACGCGGCAGCGCACGGUGGGGAAUCAGCGGUGUCAUCAGGCCGGGGUGGAGGUUGGGGAGGGGGAGAGGGAGCUGGCGAGGCUGGGGAAGAAGCGGGGGAAGGUGGAGGGGCGGUUGAGGAAGGCCCGGGAGGCUGCGUCGAAGAAGGAGCGGAGGGAGAGGGAGAAGAGGGCGACAGAGCGCGCCAGGAGGGCGGAGCAGCGGAGGAUGAAGAGAGACGAGAGGUUCAAGUUCUGGACGGGGCGCGUGGGCCAGGUGGUGGUGCAUCUGGAUAGUCAGGCCGGGUUCACGCCGGGGUCGAGUCGGCGCAGUUCUGUCGUAGACCGGUCGGAGAUCAUGUUGGAGCCCGUCGAUGUCGUCUUGCGGCUGAGCUAUGUGGUACCCGGCGUGAGCUGGAGCUCGCGCUAUGAGCUGCGCAUCAACACGCCUUCGUCGUCGGCGCGCAUGGCGUACCGCGCUGAGUUCCGGAACUCGAGCUCGGAGACGUGGACGGAUGCGCGGGUGACGCUGUCCACGUCGCAGGCGUCGUUUUCUGGGUUGGAACAGCGCAUCCCCUCGUUGCACCCUUGGCAUAUUAAGUUGCUGGAUGCCAUUCGGGAGAAUCAGGAGCAUCCUUCUUGGGAGAAGAUUCUGAGGGGUGGGUAUGCGAAUCGAUCUGUUGUGAAAACCAGUGGGCUGUUUGGAACUCGUCCCUCGGGGACCAGCCAGUUCGGAAUGGCUACAACGCAACCUCAGCAGGGUUUUGGAUUCGCACAGUUCAAACCAGCGUCUGCAAAUCCUUUUGGGGCUGCACCGACCCAGAGUCAGAACUCGACAGGGUCUCCCUUUAGUGCAGCGCAGCCAUCUACAGCGAGUGCUUUUGGGUCGCCGCCAAACCAGAACCAACCUAGCUCGUCCCGGGGCCUUUUUGGGGGGCUGGCUCCAGCUGCACCUGCAUCAAAUCAAACGGGCGAUACAGGGGAAGCAUCGGGUCAUACCCAGAAGGGGUCAUCUGGAGGUCUUUUCGGAUCUGGGGGGCCCUUGUUUGGGAGAGCUGCAGCUGCAGUACCAGCCCAGAACCCUUCCGAGCAAGAGCCAAAUCCCAUUGACCACGCGCACGGCGAGGACUACGAGGGUAGUGAAGACGAGCCCGACAACGACAUCGACACCGUAGCUUCCACGUCCCUCGAACACCAAGAAUCUGUCAAGCAAGACUAUGGACUCACAACAACCUACGAUCUUCCCGGUCAGCGGACGCUUACCCCCUCGAGCAACAACAGACGCCAUGUGCUGGCCGAUCUCGACCUGGAGUCCGUCACCCUUUCGCAUAUCAUUGUCCCGAAACACAGCGCCGAAGCGUUUUACCGCGCACGGAUCAAGAACACCUCGUCGUUGCGGAUUAUGCGCGGCAGAGUGGGUUUGACGGUUGAUGGAACAUUCCUUGGCACGGCCACGAUCCCGAACUGUGCGCCGGGCGAUUUCUUCAGUGUCUCCUUGGGCGUUGAUCCCUCGAUCCUGGUGACCUAUGGUAAACCAACGGUGCGACGGUUGAACACCGGGUUCUUCACCGGACAGGUCGGGGCUGUGUUCCGACGCACGUGCUGGAUCAAGAAUACCAAGGGCGUGGCUGCGGACAUCACUGUAUUGGAUCAGGUGCCGGUGAGCGAGGACAAGGAGCUGCAGGUGGAGAUCCUGGAGCCAAAGGGGUUGCAUGAAAAGGGCAAUGAAGUGAAGCUGGACAUGGAAGCGAGCCACGGAAGCGGAAAGGCCGUCAUGGAGAAGAAGGGAGAGGUUAAAUGGGUGCUACACUUAGAACCGGGGAAGGACGUGCGGGUGGUUUUGGAGUAUGGAACGAAAGCGCCGAAAGGGAGCGAGGUGGACACUGCAUGA